Molecule: messenger RNA, 1696 nt
Organism: Fundulus heteroclitus (mummichog)
Lineage: Eukaryota; Metazoa; Chordata; Actinopteri; Cyprinodontiformes; Fundulidae
Gene: foxd3
Product: forkhead box D3
Exons: 1
Coding region: 487-1680 (397 amino acids)
Biological process (GO): cell differentiation; regulation of transcription by RNA polymerase II; anatomical structure morphogenesis
Molecular function (GO): DNA-binding transcription factor activity, RNA polymerase II-specific; RNA polymerase II cis-regulatory region sequence-specific DNA binding
Source: RefSeq, a predicted model, not a curated record
UGAUAGUAUAUCUUAUACAAGGAGGGGAAAGUUAUCUAUCAGCCAGUCCGGUUAAAAAGCUCCGGCGUUUUUUUUUUCCCCCUCCCAAAAAAAGCAGCGAGUGUCAUUUCGACUCAGCUCGCCAAAUAUCGCUGGUUUUAGGACGCGCGCUGCCGCUGGGGAGAGACGCUGGAGCGCAAACGGGGGAGAGAGGAAAAGUUGCGCGUUCUCUCCAAACAACUUCUGAGGCAACCCGCGCCGCUCGGCUCUGCUCUCCUCUGCAGGCCCGCUCAUCCACAGAGCGGGGAAUAUUCCUAAAACUUUGAAGUUCUGCACACCUCUAGAUCGUUGGAGGCGUCCGAUUUUUUUUUUUUUAUUUUUUUGGUCCAGCUGAGCCCCGGCGUGUGCGCACUGGCCGCCGCACAGCUGUUUCACUCCCGUGAGUUUUGUCCACUGUUUUUCUUCUUUUUUUUUUUUUUUUACAUUCAAGUGUGAGUAAGCCGUGAGAUGACCCUCUCUGGAGGCAGCGACCGAGCCAGCGACAUGUCCGGCCAAACCGUGCUCACAGCCGAGGACGUGGAUAUCGACGUGGUGGGCGAAGGAGACGAUGAGGGCAUGGAGAGGGUGGACAGCGACUGCGACAGCCCGGGCGGAGGCAGCAUCCUGCGCGGCUUUCGCGGCGAACCGGCCGACGAUGACCUGGAGGACGAGAUCGAGGUGGAGAAGGAGGAGAUGAGGUCCGGGGGAGGGAGCCCGUGCUGCGAGAGCUCCGGGGAAGGAGAGCCGGGCGCGGGGAAAGGAGAGGGUCACGACCAGAGCGCAGCGCCGGGAGGAGCGAUCCAGAAGCCCAAGAGCAGCUUGGUGAAACCGCCUUACUCCUACAUCGCCCUCAUCACCAUGGCCAUCCUGCAGAGCCCGCAGAAGAAGCUCACCCUCAGCGGGAUCUGCGAGUUCAUCAGCAACCGCUUCCCGUAUUACCGGGAGAAGUUCCCGGCGUGGCAGAACUCCAUCCGGCACAACUUGUCUCUGAACGACUGCUUCGUGAAGAUCCCCCGGGAACCCGGGAACCCCGGGAAGGGCAACUACUGGACCCUGGAUCCGGCCUCGGAGGACAUGUUCGACAACGGCAGCUUCCUCAGGAGACGGAAACGGUUCAAACGCGUGCAGCCGGACGUGCUCAGGGAUCAGGCCGCGCUCAUGAUGCAGAGCUUCGGGGCGUACAGCCUCGGAGGCCCCUACGGGAGGCACUACGGGAUCCACCCGGCUGCGUAUUCCCACCCGGCGGCUCUGCAGUACCCGUACAUCCCACCCGUGGGACCCAUGCUGCCGCCGGGUGUCCCCCUGCUGCCCUCGGCGGAGCUCAACAGGAAGGCGUUCAACUCUCAGCUGAGCCCGAGCCUCCAGCUGCAGCUCAACAGCCUCAGCACGGCGUCCAUGAUCAAGUCCGAGCCUUCGAGCAGGCCGUCCUUCAGCAUAGAGAACAUCAUCGGGGUCUCCAGCGCGUCGUCCGUGACGCCGGGCGCCGCCCAGGCGUUCCUGCGGCCUCCGGUCACCGUUCAGUCGGCCCUGCUGAGCGCGCAGUCCCUCUCUCUGAGCCGGACCUCUGCCGCGAUCGCUCCCAUCCUCAGCGUCCCUUCAAAUAUUAUUUCUGGACACGUUUUACCUUCAGCGGCGGCGGUGUCCAAAUGGCCAUCACAGUGACUCAAAAAAAAUAAAA